GGGGUUGGAGAUUGUGGGCCCCAGAGGACACACCUGUGACGUCGCGUCCUUGGCCCCCACACCUCAGCCGUCCUCCUCUUCCUCAGACAGAUCCUAGCCGCCGCGGCCGGGGCAGAGGAGGAGGAAGUGGAAGCAGGAGGAAGGGAGGAGAAGGAGGAGGAGGAGGGAGAGCAGGAGGCCCCGGCGCUGCUGCUGUGAGAGGGGAGAGGACGGAGUUAGCAGCCUGCACACAGCGCCCGCCGCCGGGCUGAGGGAGCAGAGAGAUUGAUAGUCUUUACUAGCAAAACGUAAACCAAGUGGAAAGAUGGCAGCUAAUAAGCCUAAGGGGCAGAAUUCCUUGGCAUUGCACAAAGUCAUCAUGGUAGGAAGUGGUGGAGUGGGAAAAUCAGCUUUAACGCUCCAAUUUAUGUAUGAUGAGUUUGUAGAGGACUAUGAACCAACCAAAGCAGACAGUUACCGGAAGAAAGUUGUGCUGGAUGGAGUUGAGGUCCAGAUUGAUAUCUUGGACACUGCUGGGCAAGAGGACUAUGCAGCAAUCAGAGACAAUUACUUCCGGAGUGGUGAGGGCUUCCUUUGCGUCUUUUCUAUCACAGAACAAGAAUCGUUUGCUGCUACUGCAGAUUUCCGGGAACAGAUACUGCGAGUAAAAGAGGAUGAGAAUGUUCCCUUCCUUCUGGUCGGUAACAAAUCUGACCUGGAAGAUAAGAGACAGGUGUCUGUGGAAGAGGCAAAGAGCAGAGCUGAUCAGUGGAAUGUCAAUUAUGUUGAAACCUCAGCAAAAACACGAGCCAAUGUUGAUAAGGUAUUCUUCGAUUUGAUGCGAGAGAUCCGUGCCCGAAAGAUGGAAGACAGUAAAGAGAAAAAUGGCAAGAAGAAAAGAAAAAGUUUAGCCAAGAGAAUAAGGGAAAGAUGUUGCAUUUUAUAAUGAAUACCCAUAAACCUCCCUCUUUUGUCUUUUACUGAUAAGAACCAUUACCUGUUAGCAUGCCCGCUCACAGCACAGAUGACUGGCUGUACUUAUCAUUUUGGAGGCAUUACAAUAUGCCCGAAGCAUGAUUUGGACAUUACUCUGGACACACGUUCAACUUAACUGACCAAAAAAAAAAAUAUUUGUCUCUGCUUCAUUUUGGAAAAUAAUCCUCCCUCUAAGAACGGUUUCUGCUCAUUGUUCAUGGUUUCUGAAUGUACAAUUAGUUUUUUGAGAGGCAGCAAUAGUCUGUGAAUACUUAACCAUUGGGGUAAUUAAUGUUUUGUCUUGGUCACUACAAAUAUUUCCUUCUCUGUCCUUGCUUUCAGGAAGAUCAGCAUUAGCCAGUAUAAAAGAGACUGGGGUUCAUAUUUGGUUUCUGUGGUUAAGCGUAAUAAAUAAAAUGGCAGAUGUUUUGUUAGGAUUUGUUUUUAUUUUUGAAUAGUUAAAAUAGACAAUUAUGUAUGUACCUAAUGUGAUGUGUUUGUGAAAUGGUUGCCUCUUAACUUCCAUUGUACUCUGAAUAUGCCUUAAAGUAGACCCAUUACCUCACAUGGUGGAGGCAGCCAUUUUGCAGUCUGAACAUGAAGGUGCAUUAGUAACAUCACUGAAGCACCUCGUAGUGAAUUGAGACCACUGAAAAUGUAUGCCUCCAUUUACAGGUCCACUUUAGCAGAGUUAAUUAAGAGAUUGAUAUUACUAUUGUUGUGAGCUGUAAAUCUUGUGUUGGGUGUUACAUGUAGAUUAAAAGGCAAAUGUUAUUAUUCAGGGAAAGAUAUCAUUGGAAGUGCUGUUACUGUGUUUAGUAAGCACCCACAUAGCUGGGAUAUCCAGACUUGCACAGUUUAAGACCUUCUACCUUUUGAUAAUUAUGACCCUGUGUGCUUUUACCUAAGCGAACGCCAUAAGAUGAUCUUAUUAAAGAUCUUUGUUUGUUUUUUUAAGGCUUUAUUUAGCUUGAAGUUGUCAUUGUAGUUCUAACAGGCAGUCGAUUUGCAUUUUGAGAGUUCAUUUCUCCACGGACACCUGCAUAAUCUAUAUAUUGGACAACUAAAUGUAUAAACUUGUGUAUGAAGAAGUACCAAGAAAUGUUCGUUUCACGUGGAUAGUUGUGCUGCAACAUUGGCAUAAAUACAAUGUGACAUAAACUCAUCAACAAAAGUGUUUCAGAGAGUUUCUCUCCAGUGUCGUAUGUGAGAAAAGCUUGCUAGAGCAGCCGUCCCAUCAGUGUUCAUGUAUCGAUUUAACCUGCGCCACAGUUAAGGAGGCAUUGUCUGCUACAACUGAUCACAAAAAUAAAUUUCAAGAAACACAUUUUUUUUUUUAAAUUGGACUGUGCGUAUUGUCACAAAACCAGAAAGGUGAGGAGCCUUUCCUACCUUGUCUGGCAACACUCGAUGAUUUCUGUUUAAUAUCUACUCAGUUGUCACCUAUUAGCGUUAUAAUAUGUGUUAUGAAUAUUUAGUUUUUUGUGUAGAAAAUAUUGGUAAAUACACUAUCCUUUUUGUUUUAUUCAUUUUCAUGAUUUUUUAUUUUCAUUAAUCAAGCAAUACCAUUUGAGAGUUUGUUCUAAAACACUUUGCUAUCUGUAGAUAUACUACAUGCUUGACAGCGUUAUGACAUUUUGUAAUAUUAUACAGUAUGCUUAUCCUUGAUAACACAUUUCUUUGUUGCUGUACUGAAACAGCUAGUAGCAGAAGUCCAGGUAUUGCUAUAACAGUGUAUUAGGGAUAUAUGUUUAUGGGUUUGAUUUCUGUAACCUAUAACUCUCCAGCCAUUAUAUUACAACUUCUAGGAUGCUCUGUUCACUGCUGGGAGAUGUAGUGCAACUAUCAGUAAAAGCCAUUUUACUUUUCUUUUGCUUUGCUUGUAACUAUUCCAUAAUGACCACUGAAGUAGAAUUUGUUAGUUUUCUUAAGGUGAUUUGUUCUGCAAAUGUUUCAAAUGACUAACCUCUCCAUCUUAAAUUGCAGAAUUGCACAUAACCUCACGUUACACUAACACUAGUAUCUAUGCUGCACAAUAUUAAAGUCAACAUUCGUUUAAUGAAGUCACUUGUCUUUAGUCAGAUUACGGUGUACUGAAGAAAUUGAGCUAAAAUGUUUUUUAAGGGUCUUGUAAAAAUCUUAACUAGGACAUGGAUUUUAUCUAAUGAGCAUUGUUUUAUCCAUAUUUUCCUCAUUAUAGCAUUGCUUUGUCAUAUGAUCAGUAGUCCAUUCAGCCACAGUAAAUGUAAGCAUGCUUUACGCCUCACUCCAUUCUGUUCCGGAGUGGUCUAAUUUUGCAUUGUGUUUGAACACUUCUUCAUAGUGUGGAUUGGGGGUUUCUUUUGAAAUUAUUUUUAGACCAGCAAAUUUAGAACGUUUCCCACUCUUCUUUAAAGAUAUGAAGCUUUGCUGUCAUUAGAAAUACUAAAGUAAACAUGCACAUACAGAAAAUAGCCUUCCAAAUCUCAUCUGUAUAUAAAUAUCAUCUAAUCCCAUACCACUUCCAGGAUACAUUACAUAUGAAUCAGAGGCAGCAAAGGGCCUUUUCAUUUAGUUGCUGUGAUUGUUUUUGUUGGUGACUAACGUUAAAUGACCAUUAAUGCUUUCAAGUGUACUUGCCACCUGCACACGCUGGAGGCAGCCAUUUUGCAGCUAGUGCCUCAUGCAUAUUUUUCAUAAUUUCAGUGAUGGCUCUAUGAAUUGCUAAGGAUGCAUUAUUUUAUCUUCUAAAUUCACCCGACAAAAUGUCUGUUUCCAAUGUGUGUAGGCAGUUGGUGUACUUUAAAUAGCUUUGCAGCUAUUGUGCUGGGUUCUGUGGUGUUAUGAAGCUACAAGUUUCACUAAACAAUGUAUAAGCUGAUUCCACUGCCCACUUUCAUAUUUUGCCAUUUUGAGCCAUUUCAAGACAAAUAAAGUUCAGUUUUUUAA
Messenger RNA from Pseudophryne corroboree (corroboree frog), 3882 nucleotides. RefSeq names its product RAS like proto-oncogene A (gene RALA). The record is from RefSeq and is a predicted model, not a curated record. Gene Ontology annotation, molecular function: GTP binding; GDP binding; GTPase activity. Gene Ontology annotation, cellular component: plasma membrane. The transcript has 5 exons. Gene Ontology annotation, biological process: regulation of exocytosis; Ras protein signal transduction. NCBI's taxonomy places the organism in Eukaryota, Metazoa, Chordata, Amphibia, Anura, Myobatrachidae. Bases 305 to 925 code for a protein of 206 amino acids.